AUGCAUCUGCCUUCGGGACCCACAAUGGUGGCCAACACCACAGCACAUACACAAGUCCUGGCUGCAGCGGCGGCGGCAGCAGCAGCAGCUGCGGCUGUAAACAGUGGGAGUAGUAGUGUGGCGCCCAACGCGGGGCACAAUAUAAGCACACACUCAACGGCAAGCUCCACGGGCAGCUCCACGCCUGAUACCAGCGCCAACAACAGCACCAGCAACAACAAUAACGGCAGCUCCAGCAACAAUAACAACAACUCGGCCAAGAUGCCCAGCUCGAUGACAGAUAUGUUUGCUAGUCUACACGAAAUGCUGCAGGAAUACCACGGAGAGUUGGCCCAAACGGGAUCUCCCUCAAUACUCUGCAGUGCGCUGCCGAACCACUGGCGCUCAAACAAAUCUCUGCCGGGCGCAUUCAAGGUGAUCGCUCUGGACGAUGUGCCCGACGGCACUCCAGUUACGAUCAAGUGCGGGAACGAUGAGAACUACUGCGGCGAGCUGCGCAACUGCAUGACCACAAUGAAGAAUCAGGUGGCCAAGUUCAAUGAUUUGCGUUUCGUGGGUCGUUCCGGACGGGGCAAGUCAUUCACACUGACCAUCACGAUUGCAACAUAUCCAGUUCAGAUUGCCUCGUACACGAAAGCCAUCAAGGUGACGGUCGACGGGCCGCGGGAGCCAAGAAGUAAGCAAAGCUAUGGCUAUCCACAUCCCGGCGCCUUCAAUCCCUUCAUGCUGAAUCCAGCCUGGCUGGAUGCCGCCUACAUGACCUAUGGCUACGCAGACUACUUUCGGCAUCAAGCCGCUGCCGCUGCUGUGCAUCAUCCAGCUUUGUCGAAGCCCUCGCCUCCCAGCAGCAGCAGCGUCCUGUCCCCAGGCAGUGCCAAUGCGGGUUCUAUUGCGCCGGGCGGUGCCGUGCCAACGUCCGAUUAUCAUCAUGUGAAUGCUGUCGCCGCACAACUGACGCCACCACCACAGGUCCCGCCAAGUGGUGUAGCCACACAGCCUGCGGCCGCUUCAAUGUUGCCUUCACCGCCCGUUGCCACCGCCGCUUCUAAUGCAUACGGCAUGCCGCAAUUUCCCUUCAAUCAUGUGGCCGCUGCUGCUGCAGCCGCCGCUGCUGCCGUUACGAAUCUUCCCCAUGCCUUCCAUCCGUACAACUUUGCCGCCGCCGCAGGACUGCGGGCUCGCAAUGCAGCGGCAGCAGCUGCCGGUCUCCACAAUACAUCGGCGGACUCCACGCACUUGAGUGGUGCACACAUCAGCCCCGCCUCUUCCCGCCCCUCCUCGUCAUCGCCACCCACGCAACAGCAACAUGUGCUCCUCAAGCUGAACACCUCCAUCGAAACGAGUUCGAUUCACGAACAGAGCGCCUCCGAUGCGGACUCGGACGAUGAACAAAUCGAUGUGGUUAAGUCGGAGUACGAUUUAGACAAGUCCAUCGACUCCACUCGCUCCUCGCCCACGCAGCACAUUACGGUGCCGCUGCGAAUGCGUUGCGACCUGAAAGCGCCAUCAGCAUUGAAGCCCCUCUUCCAUGAGUCGUCGGCGGCCGUGGCGCGCCAAACAUCGCCGGAGACUACGCUGCCGGCGGCUACAAAGCUAAAGAAUGUGGUGGCGCAACAGAAGACAGUGUGGCGACCUUACUGA
This is a messenger RNA of Scaptodrosophila lebanonensis, 1641 nucleotides long. RefSeq names its product segmentation protein Runt (gene run). Gene Ontology annotation, molecular function: ATP binding; DNA-binding transcription factor activity, RNA polymerase II-specific; RNA polymerase II cis-regulatory region sequence-specific DNA binding. Lineage: Eukaryota; Metazoa; Arthropoda; Insecta; Diptera; Drosophilidae. Gene Ontology annotation, biological process: regulation of DNA-templated transcription. The transcript is spliced from 4 exons. Gene Ontology annotation, cellular component: nucleus. The record is from RefSeq and is a predicted model, not a curated record. The coding region runs from base 1 to 1641 and encodes 546 amino acids.